Impatiens glandulifera is the source of this 519-nucleotide messenger RNA. Its product is annotated as chaperone protein dnaJ 11, chloroplastic-like. Bases 1 to 519 code for a protein of 172 amino acids. Lineage: Eukaryota; Viridiplantae; Streptophyta; Magnoliopsida; Ericales; Balsaminaceae. The transcript has a single exon. The record is from RefSeq and is a predicted model, not a curated record.
AUGGUAUCCACUUCGUCUUCUUCAUUCCUUGGAUCAUCAUCAUCUUCUUCAACUGCUCACUUACGGAUCUCCGUGAAGAAACUAUCUCCUCCUCCUCGGCCUUCAUCCGUCAGAUUCCGGUCGUCGUCAUACGAGUCGACUUGCCUUAGCCAUCCGAAAUUGGCAUCGAAUCGCACAUCGUUCUACGAGGUUUUAAGGAUCCCUGUCGGCGCCACAGGUACGGAGAUCAAGGCGGCGUAUAGGAAACUGGCGAGGAUCUUUCAUCCUGACGUUGUUUCGGAUGUUGAUCGGAGGGAUUCAUGUGCCAAUGAGUUUAUUAAGAUUCAUAACGCUUACUCGAUUCUGUCGGAUCCAGAUAAAAGAGCUGAUUAUGACAACAGGAAUAUUCAUGUUUUCCCUAACUCUAAUAUAAUUAAUCCAUCUAUAAUUAGGUCUUACAAUUCUCCUCCUCCUCCGGUGAGAUCGAGUUAUUCUGGAUAUAAUCCACGGCGUAAUUGGGAUAAGGAUCAGUGCUGGUGA